Messenger RNA from Jatropha curcas, 537 nucleotides. NCBI's taxonomy places the organism in Eukaryota, Viridiplantae, Streptophyta, Magnoliopsida, Malpighiales, Euphorbiaceae. The record is from RefSeq and is a predicted model, not a curated record.
UGUCAUAAUUACCUGUCUGCAAUUCAUCCAGAUUUCCAUUAAUCCUUAAAUUAUAUGAUUAAUGAGUCUGAGGAUUUAUCAUUAUUCUUUGCUCUUGUAGAAAGCUUUUAUCCAGUGACUGAGUUAACAAUUGUUGACAUGUUGCGUUAUUCCCUUGAGCAUGCUGAAAAAAACCUUCCUCGCAAGGACUGGCUAGCUGAAAAGGUUCGUGGAGUUAAAGUAUCUCUAUUGACAUGCAUAUAUCUUUUUAUAAUCCUUGGAAUUGUCAUUAUAUCAAUCAAGAUGCAAUACAAGCGCAUUCGCCAUGAGCCAAGAUCGAAAGUUCAGAUAAAUUGGCAUGCUAUCAGGCAUUUGUGGUUGGACUUGGACUAGAAUUAAAGUUGGUUUCCUUUAUGGUCUAAUGCAUGUUUGUGUAUAUAAUGGCUUUUAGACAAACAUAAAAUCAUAACAUCAUGUCAUGGUUGGCUUGGCAAAUUUAUCCUCUGUAACAUUGGAAUAUUUGAUUGAAUAAAUGUUGAUUUACUGGUAGUUUGUUCA